AUGGUGACCUGCGGCCCCCCACCCGCCCCAGGCAUGGAGGACGCCGCCUUCCCCCACCUGGGGGAGAGCUCGCAGCCCCCGCCCCGGGCCUGCCCCCAGCGCUGCUCCUGCCCCCGGGCAGACACAGUGGACUGCAAUGGCCUGGACCUUCAGGUGUUCCCGGACAACAUCACCCGGGCAGCUCAGCGCCUCUCCCUGCAGAACAACCAGCUCCAGGAGCUCCCCUACAAUGAGCUGUCACGCCUCAGCAGCCUCCGGACCCUCAACCUCCACAACAAUCUCAUCUCUUCUGAGGGCCUGCCCGAUGAGGCCUUUGAGUCCCUCACGCAGCUGCAGCACAUUUACGUGGCCCACAACAAGCUCUCGGUGGCCCCCCAGUUUCUGCCCCGCUCCCUCCGAGUUGCGGAUCUGGCUGCCAACCAAGUGACGGAGAUCUUCCCGCUUACCUUUGGGGAGAAGCCCGCGCUCAGGUCCGUGUACCUCCACAACAACCAGCUGAGCAACGCCGGCCUGCCCCCUGACGCCUUCCACGGCUCUGAAGCCGUGGUCAUCCUCAGCCUCUCCAGCAACCGGCUCAGCUACUUGCCGCCCAGUCUGCCACCCUCGCUGGAGCGGCUCCACCUGCAGAACAACCUCAUCUCCAAGGUGCCCCGAGGGGCACUGAGCCGCCAGACACACCUGCGGGAGCUCUACCUCCAGCACAACCAGCUGACGGACAGCGGCCUGGAUGCCACCACCUUCAGCAAGCUGCGCCACCUCGAGUACCUGGACCUGUCCCACAACCGGCUAGCCUCGGUGCCCGCGGGCCUGCCCCGCACCCUGGCCGUGCUGCACCUGGGCCGCAACCGCAUCCGCGGGGUGGAGGCGGCCCGGCUGCGCGGGGCGCGGGGCCUGCGCUACCUCCUGCUGCAGCACAACCAGCUGGGGGCGACGGGGCUGCCCGCAGGGGCGCUGCGGCCGCUGCGGGGCCUGCACACGCUGCAUCUCUAUGGCAACGGGCUGGACCGCGUGCCCCUGGCGCUGCCGCGCCGCCUGCGGGCCCUGGUGCUGCCCCACAACCACGUGACCACGCUGGGCGCCCGGGACCUGGCUGGCACACCGGGCCUGGCCGAACUCAACCUGGCCUACAACCGCCUGGUCAGCGCCCGCGUGCACCGCCGGGCCUUCCGCCCGCUGCGUGCCCUGCGCAGCCUUGACCUGGCCGGCAACCUGCUGACCCGGCUGCCCGGCGGCCUGCCCGGCGGCCUGCACACCCUGCGGCUGCAGCGCAACCAGCUGCGGGCCCUCGAGCCGGAGCCGCUGGCCGGCCUGGACCAACUGCGGGAGCUCAGCCUGGCGCACAACCGGCUCCGGGUCGGAGACAUCGGGCCCGGCACCUGGCACGAACUCCAGGCCCUCCAGGUGCUGGACCUCAGCCACAACGAGCUGUCCUUUGUGCCCCCUGACCUGCCCGAGGCCCUGGAGGAGCUGCACCUGCAGGGCAACCGCAUCAGCCACGUGGGUCCUGAAGCCUUCCUCAGCACUCCCCGCCUGCGCGCCCUCUUUCUCAGGGCCAACAGGCUUCACAUGACCAGCAUCGCACCGGACACCUUCCUGGGCCUCCUGCACCUGAGUGUGGUGGAUACGGCGGGCAACCCCGAGCAGGUCCUGGUCCGGCUGCCACCCACAACUCCACGUCAGCCACGGGCAGGGAGCCCCCGAGCCCGGAGGGGUCCAGCAGUGUAGCCCAGACCCCUGGGGCUCCACUGGGUCACGGACCGAGGAGACGGUGCCCAUCCGGGGCCUCAGCCAGGCUCCCCCAGGCCUCAAAGGCCCGGCCAGGAAGCUGGGGACAGGGGCACUGCGUCCACACACAGGGAGCCCCGGGAGAGACUCAAGCAUGCAGCCCGCACACCAGGCACGCAGACCACACCAGCCCCGCCGGACGCGGUCCCCACUCCCCGCACAAGUGGAGGCGGCAACAAUAAAGCCUAAUAACCCUGUCAAGUGCUCACCACCUGCCAGAUGCCCUUCACCUUGCAGGAGGGGCUCUCACCAUCCCAGCAUCC
Lynx canadensis (Canada lynx) is the source of this 2048-nucleotide messenger RNA. It is a transcript of the gene PODNL1, whose product is annotated as podocan like 1. The record is from RefSeq and is a predicted model, not a curated record. The transcript has 10 exons. NCBI's taxonomy places the organism in Eukaryota, Metazoa, Chordata, Mammalia, Carnivora, Felidae. Gene Ontology annotation, molecular function: protein binding. Bases 1 to 1725 code for a protein of 574 amino acids.